Messenger RNA from Ambispora leptoticha, 230 nucleotides. NCBI's taxonomy places the organism in Eukaryota, Fungi, Glomeromycota, Glomeromycetes, Archaeosporales, Ambisporaceae. The record is from the annotation of a GenBank genome assembly.
AUGCAGGAAAAAAAAAAUAAUCAGUAUGCUCAAAAACGUGAAGCAGCAGAUGCAAAAAUUAGCUGUAUCUCUAUGGAAAAUUUUUUUUCUAUUUUGGAAACCAUGAAACAUCAAAAUAUAGAAAACUUUAAACAAACUAUUAGUAUUCAUGAAUAUGCUCCAAUUGAUCCAAAAGAGAUUGCAUCACAUAUUGUAGAUAAUAUUCUUAAAACGCUAAAAUUUAAAUUUAA